AUGAGCAACAGUAUUAAAAUUCGCCAGAAGUACGUAGACAUAAACCCCAUGCAGCUCUUUAACAGAAUUAUUUGCUCGAAUAAAACACCUGAAGAAAUUAAAUAUUGUUUUGAUUUCGAACUUUCACCAUAUCCAUUGGCACUUUUUAAAGACGGCAACCUAAGAAAGGGAGUAAAAUCUCAACUUCUGAAAGAAACUGACAGCUUGCAUACUUCUUCAGCUCCAUUCAUAAAUAACGGGACCUUUUGUAUUAUAGAUGGCGGAUUUCUUUUGCAUAAGGUGAAAUGGCAAAGACCAGCAAUAUACCAUGAAAUAUUCUCUCAGUAUGUAAAUUAUAUUGUUUAUACAUACACCAAAAAUUGUGUAGUAGUUUUUGAUGGCUAUAAUCAAGAAAAUCUAUCAACUAAAGAUAACUUACAGAAGUUUAGAUCUAAACAGAGCGUAGCAGUCUCAAUCCAGUUGCACGGCACGGUUGUCACACCACAAGAUCUCUUUUUAAAAAAUAGUCAAAAUAAAAAAGAGUUUAUCGAAAUCCUGCGAAGAUAUCUAGAAGAAAAUGAUAUUACCGUAUAUCAGGCGGAAAGGGAUGCUGAUGUACUGAUAGCAAUGACGACCGUUCAGUUGUCUAGCAUUAAAACACAUGUGACCCUGGUUUCUGAGGAUACAGAUAUCAUGGUUUUACUCAUAGAUCAUAUAAAAACCAAUAAUGUGUGUUUGCUUAGACCAGGCAAAGGGGCAAAGGGCGACAAAAUUUCUAGAAUAAAUGAGAUUUAG
Molecule: messenger RNA, 774 nt
Organism: Ceutorhynchus assimilis (cabbage seed weevil)
Lineage: Eukaryota; Metazoa; Arthropoda; Insecta; Coleoptera; Curculionidae
Source: the annotation of a GenBank genome assembly